AAUCCAUUCGUGAUCUCGUGCACAUCGUGAGAAUUGUUCUGUCGCAGUACAAAAAUACAAAAAUGAUGGGAAAAUAUUUAGUGUUUGUGAUCUUUUGUGUGUCUCUCGGGAGUGCUUUAGCAGAAGAGAGUGAUUCUGACCUCUUUAUUGGACCUCUCGAAAGCAUCGACGAACCCACUCAUGAGCACUUGCGCUCUUACUACGAGACCACGUGUUUGGGCUUCCAGAGUUGCGUGGGUCUCUCAAAGUGUCCGGAUUUACACUAUGAAGCAGCAAAAGCUUGCUAUUUCGGUGAUAAAUCACUCUUCUGCGGGACUUCUGGGUCGGAACCGAUGGUGUGUUGCUCGAGAGGCGACGACGAUCCAGACUCUAAUCCCGCUCCGAUAAACCAGGAUUGUGGAAAGAGUCUCGUAAGAGGACAAUUUUACAAAGGAUUGGGUGCCUUUCCAUUUGUGGCCAGAGUUGGAUUCAAAAACGCAAAUUCCGGCAAUUUGGCAUAUCCUUGUACAGGAUCAAUUAUCUCCCGAAGAGUUAUUCUGACGGCAGCUCAUUGUGCUCUUGCAAAAGCCGACGGUCAUAGAUUAUCAUCGGUUCGCAUUGGCGAAUAUGAUACAUCUCGUGAUCCAGACUGUGCCGGAUCUGGAUUCUGUGCUCCACCUGCUCUGAAUCAUGCCAUUAGCCACGUGGUCGUGCACCCAGAUUAUGAGGUCGGCAAAUAUCAUCACGACAUUGCGCUUCUGAUUUUGCGCACCCCGAUUAACUUCACAGUUGCUGCGCAGCCACUAUGUCUUUAUCCCGACAGGACGAAUCUCAUCGUGGGAAAGCGCGCCACUGUUGUCGGAUGGGGAAGGAUCUCAUCGAUUAGCAUCAAGAGUUCAGAAAUGCAAUUCUUGGAAGUCCCAUUGGCGCCCUGGGAUUUGUGCCUGAAGGUUUACGGAUCAACUGGAGCCCUUCAAUCGCCCAAAUCCAUCGAAGGACAGUGGCUUUGCGCAGGCGGGGAGAAUAGAGAUGCUUGCCAGGGAUUUGGAGGAGCUCCUCUGGUUAUCCGCGAGGAGAAUGUGUAUCAUCAAAUAGGGAUCAUGUCCUUUGGCUCAGACAGCUGCGGAAGUCCCAAAAUACCCAGUGUUUACACUUCCAUUUCAUUCUUCUAUCAGUGGAUUCAGGACAAUAUUCCAGUCGAAUAA
Phlebotomus argentipes is the source of this 1184-nucleotide messenger RNA. RefSeq names its product venom protease-like. The transcript has 3 exons. Gene Ontology annotation, molecular function: serine-type endopeptidase activity. The coding region runs from base 63 to 1184 and encodes 373 amino acids. NCBI's taxonomy places the organism in Eukaryota, Metazoa, Arthropoda, Insecta, Diptera, Psychodidae. The record is from RefSeq and is a predicted model, not a curated record. Gene Ontology annotation, biological process: proteolysis.